CAAUACCGUACUGCUAAACUGCAGCUUUCACAGUAGUAUCAUCGACCCCAGUGACUUCCAAAUGAUUCCAGUAGGAUCCUCCCAAACGACUGUACCCCCCAUAUUGCAAACGACUUGAACAGCGUGACACUGCCUGGCAACAUGUUGACUACCAGCAUCGGAAGUAUACGCUCAGACACACUCCCUUAAACGAUCUUAGGCCCUUAGGGAAUUUGACGAGAUUGUGGGCCAGUGAUAUAUUGGUUUCGGCUAGGAUGGACUCGGACUACAUCCAUUUUGCACGAAUGCCAUCCGCGUCUGGCUUUGUUGAUUUAUACUCCUGGACUCACCCGGUCGGCGAUGGGGUCUUGGGGGACUUCACUUUCUGCCCUGCACGGUUUCCACUUGCUAUAGUAACUGCCCACUCAGACAUUGAUAGCCAUGCAUACGAUAUCCAUAUGAAGUGAAUUACAACGAACGACGCUCACCCCGACGCAGCGAAACCAUUCCUGAAAAUAUUCGACAUUGGCAUACUGAUCGCGACAGAUCCCGAUUCGCUCAUUCUCGGAAACUGCAUUAGUAUGCUACAUUGGAACCUUGUAGAAAACAAGGGCAUGGUGAUAUGGUCGGGGAAUUUGGGUCUGGAAAUCCAAGGCGGACUACUAGGUAAAGUAUCUCUACAAGUUGACUUCGGUUAGAAACUAAAUGAUAUCACCACUCACUCGUCUUUGUCAACUUUCAUGGAACCUUUUACCUUCACGUAUCGGAGCCGGCACCCGUGCAGGCUGGGAUGUAACAGACACUUGCGUCUGUACCUGCGAAGGUGGUUUGAGGUGAGGUGUUGGUGUUGGAGGAGACCUACAUUCAGAUCAGACGUGCUACAUAUGUACGACGUUGACGGUACUCAAUUCAAUCUGUGAUGUGACUCCGGCCCACAAGAUGUUGCUUCGUAUAUGUUAUACCACCCACCUAGCCUACUGAUUGGUAGCAACGAGCACCAUAUAUGAAACGAGAUAUCCUGGAGUUUUGCACAUUU
Suillus subalutaceus is the source of this 1015-nucleotide messenger RNA. RefSeq lists its product as uncharacterized. The transcript has 3 exons. NCBI's taxonomy places the organism in Eukaryota, Fungi, Basidiomycota, Agaricomycetes, Boletales, Suillaceae. The coding region runs from base 255 to 446 and encodes 63 amino acids. The record is from RefSeq and is a predicted model, not a curated record.